CAAGCCUCUUUAAGUCUACUAAAUUAUUGUUUUGUUAGUACAACCGUCUUUUAUUUUCUUGUUUCUAGGACACUCAUCUAUUUUCAAGGAAUGAAUAGACUGAAAGUUUUGACGGGUUUAUGUCUAUGUACGAUAGUUUUAAUCAUCUGCUGGACAAGGUCAGACACCCAUAACUCAUUGAGCUUAUAUCAUCAUUACAUAAGUGACGAUCGCGUGAUUAAAACGCAUGGUCAGCAAGUAAUGACACUACAUCCUCGAGAUAACUUCCAACGUGACCAACGGCAGGGUAACACAAACGAACUACCACUACCAAUAUCAUAUUCUGUUCAAAAAACCUCAAAAAAUCACCAGUGGAGCACAGGAGAGUUACCAAAUUCCAACAACCUGAAAGUGGGUAUUGUGUACACAAAACCCUCAGCCAAUGGUAGCUGGGAGCUCGAUCAAUCGAUCUGCAAUGAUGUACCCGUGUUCAAGUCCGUAAAACUAAAGACCAAGGCCGGUCCAGUGGACAUCUAUAUUCAUGAUCCCAGAAAGGACGCGUGGGUUAGUGCCGCGCUAUCGAGAGAAGGAACGUGGGAACAAAACACAAUGGAACUGAUAAGUACAUUGCUACAAGAAGAAAGAGAUGCUGCUCUUUUGGACAUUGGUGCUAACAUUGGCGUGUAUACAUUGGCUGCAGCCACGCUAGGGUUCAAGGUCAUAGCUGUCGAACCCCUAAAAAUAAACGUACAGAGGAUUUGUUCAUCUUUACGUGCAGGCAACUUCACAAGGAAUGUGACAAUUGUAAGAAGUGCAUUAUCAAAUAAUUUACAAAAGGUUACUCUCGGAAUAGUGAUAAACAAUGUUGGCGGAGCGUACGUCCUUCAGGAUAAGCAUGCAAACAAGGCCAAGUCAGAGCUCGUGACAGGAAAAUACCCAGAUAUGGUUUGGACAGCAAAGCUGGACGAAAUAAUUAAACUACCGGGAUUCAAUUUCAAGAAGGUUAUCAUCAAAAUGGACGUGGAAGGUUAUGAAAAUAAAGUUUUGAGUGGAGGACUACACUUUUUUGAUGUAAUAGAAAUACCGAUAGUCUUGAUGGAAUGGAACUACCAUAAACAUGCUUUAAGUGGGAAGAAGAUAUUGGCAUUUUUCGGGGAAAGAAGUUAUAAACCAUAUUCCCCUGUGAAAAAUAUGCAAUUAAAUAUAAAUCACUCGAAUGAAUGGCCUGCUGAUAUUUUAUGGAAAAAAGAGUAAACUUUAAUAAACA
Molecule: messenger RNA, 1246 nt
Organism: Pecten maximus
Lineage: Eukaryota; Metazoa; Mollusca; Bivalvia; Pectinida; Pectinidae
Exons: 1
Coding region: 91-1233 (380 amino acids)
Source: RefSeq, a predicted model, not a curated record